Messenger RNA from Anneissia japonica, 1041 nucleotides. Its product is annotated as transport and Golgi organization protein 2 homolog. Bases 669 to 965 code for a protein of 98 amino acids. Gene Ontology annotation, biological process: protein secretion; Golgi organization. The transcript is spliced from 3 exons. NCBI's taxonomy places the organism in Eukaryota, Metazoa, Echinodermata, Crinoidea, Comatulida, Comatulidae. The record is from RefSeq and is a predicted model, not a curated record. Gene Ontology annotation, cellular component: Golgi apparatus.
AAAAUGACGAAUUUCUAGGCAAAAUUUUUGCACGGAGGAUACAUUUCCGGCACAGGUCUUACUAUACAGACUGAUUACACUGUAGGACAUGAAAAUUCCAAAGGUUCUGAUGAAGGUUUUGUUUUUUCCAACCACAAUGACAGGCCCAGAACAAAGAACCUUUGAGUUGGAAAGGGGCACCAUUUCUAGGCUUACCAUGAUAAACCUUAUAAUCAGAAUAUUGUUAAGACAAAUAAAAUUGGCAAUGCUUUUUCUAAUACACCAGUCCAAAUCCAAUUCAUACAUACAAUAACAUCCAAUCAGAAUUAGGACUGGUGUAACAAUAGCCACUGCUAAUAAAAAAAUUUUAAUUUCAUUCUCAUGUCCUAAUUUUUUGGGCCUCAUUCCAGAACCAAAAACAGCCCAAAAAAAAAUGUGUGCAUAGGUAAACAUCCUGGCAGUUAUAAAAGAUGAUCCUGCCAGGUCUAGCGCAGAAUAAACUGUUUGACACAUGCAUGCUUGAUUUUGGAAUGACCUUGGUCGAUAUUUUAAAACAGUUGUCGGUCGGUUUGCUCCAUUAAAGGAAAUUUAUAUUGCGAUUAUUCACAUUUUAACCGUUUACUUUCAUUUUUUUCUCAGGCUCUCUAGUAACAAAUUUUUUAUCAAGUGACACCGAUGGCUGCUCAUACAUGAAUCAGCUCACUGGAUCUGAUUAUAAUGGUUUCAAUCUCAUAACAAUGGACUUCAGUAAUGCCAGGUCAGAGGUUUGUUACUAUAGCAAUAGGUCAGAAAGUGACCCAGUUAAAUUAGAAUCUGGUUUUUAUGGUGUCUCCAACACUGUAUUAUCACAACCGUGGCCCAAGGCAAAGCUUGGUAAAGCACAUCUUGAGCAACUCCUGAAUGACAACCCUAAGAUCACCCCAGAAGAACUAACGGACAAAUUGAUGACAUUUGCUGGAAAGACAGAAGGGUCAGUAGAAAAAUAAUUCUCUUAAGAAAAGCAAUUGUUAAUACUGUAAGAUACAUUUGGUUAACAUGGUCACAGGAGAAAACAAGAUAAUU